Delphinapterus leucas (beluga whale) is the source of this 4140-nucleotide messenger RNA. RefSeq names its product calcium binding tyrosine phosphorylation regulated (gene CABYR). Gene Ontology annotation, cellular component: cytoplasm; sperm fibrous sheath. Gene Ontology annotation, biological process: sperm capacitation. The record is from RefSeq and is a predicted model, not a curated record. Gene Ontology annotation, molecular function: calcium ion binding. Lineage: Eukaryota; Metazoa; Chordata; Mammalia; Artiodactyla; Monodontidae.
GCGGCACGUGGGAUCUUCCUGGACCAGAACUCGAACCCGUGUCCCCUACAUUGGCAGGCGGACUCCCAACCACUGCACCACCAGGGAAGCCCUUCUUCUUUUAAAACGUAACCUUCAUGAGAAAUGGGGGCUUGUCUGCCACAUAAUGGGCACUCGGUAAUAAUUAAUGGACGGAUUAAUAUCCUCAAAAUGCCGUGUGCGGCAUAGAUGUAGGCUGGGGCUUCAACAUUGCCUAUUGCUGCAAAGUGCUCUGGAAGUCUUAAUUUUUUGUAACGUAAAAAUGUUUUGUCAGCUCUAUGCCCUGAUGAUGUUAUUUAACGGUUGAUUUACAGUGAUUCUUGUUGCCUUUUAAACAUGUGGAAAUGGAUGACAAUGAAAGCUGCUUGGAGUCUGAUCAUCGUGACUGUGGUGGUAUUUAAUGCCCAGCACAAAUAAGAACCUGAAUGGGUAAAAAAGCAGAGUAUUUUAAAGGAGUCAGCGUUCCUUUACUUUGGUGAAACGGAGCUGAAGUUAUACACAGUCCUCGUCGACUUUGCAACCUGCCCCUGAUGGUAUGGUUUGGGGAGGACACAUCGUGCCUGAGGUAUUGCAAGAUCCAGAAUUACGGAGAGACAGAAAGACUCAGGAUCAAUGCCAGAUUCUCUUUCGGCAGGCGAGUUUCUCAAGGGAAGUACUGCGCUGCAUGAUAUUGUACCAGUGUGGUGUACAUGGUGGCAGAAAUUAUUCUUCAAAAAGCUAGUUCUUAUUUUAGACCGAGAGAUUCAAAGCGGAGAGGCUGUCGCCUGGACUGACUCCCGGCAGUUUGGAAACGUCAGUUUCCCACGCCCCUUUGUAUUCUGCCGGAAAAGGCGAAGCCCACCACAGUGGUCUGCCGAGUUCCGGCUUUUGUCCUUUUCGGUUCCCCAUUGGCUGGGGCCGCCGAGGCCCCGCCUCCUUCCGAGGCCGUCUGGAGCCUUCAGCGAGACGGCGGGGCUUUGUGACGCAGGCGUGACGUCCCCCAGAGGUAUAAAAGACACUGCCAGGUGCGCGGCUUUUUCCAGGAGCCACCCGCAAGGGGGCAAGGAGGAAGCUAUUCACAGUGUAGCCGGAAAGGAGAAGGUGGGGCGAGUCUGGAGAAAAGGCCCCCGGCCCUGCGGCAGUUAGGCCCUCGCAGUGGAGGGGUUGGUGGACGGUUCACGUGUCGGGAAAGGUGGCGGCCCCCGGAGUGGGAGGUCGGCGGGUGCCCACACCGGCCAGUGAGGCAACCGCCGGCCAACGCGCGUGUGGCGGACUCGGGGGGUACGGGGUCUGGGUCGGCGGGUCCGCCGCCACCACCGCUGAACUAGCCGGUGUGGAAUCUGGACGCCCGCUCUCCCAGGUCUUUCUGCCCCUUCCACCAAGCCAGCCAAACGGCAAAACAAGCACAGACCCCAGCGUAGGUGUUUAGGAAGUGAGUGGUGGGUGCCGUUGACGUUUUCUGUGGCCCCGAAGCCCCUAUUCUCGCAUCUUCAGCCAGAGGCACCGUUUUCCUGCUCAGGCGCUAACCCCUAGUUGAGAUUACAGACAUCCCACCAGAAUGAUUUCUGCAAGGCCCAGACUUGUCGUACCUUAUGGCCUCAAGACUCUGCUUGAGGGAGUUAGCAGAGCCAUACUCAAGACCAAUCCACCAAACAUCACCCAGUUUGCAGCAGUUUAUUUCAAAGAACUUAUUAUGUUUAGAGAAGGAAAUAAUUCUCUGGAUGUGAAAGAUCUUGUUAAACAAUUUCAUCAGAUAAAAGGGGAGAAGUGGUCAGAAGGAAUGGCACAAGAGAAGAAACCAGAAUGUGUGAAAGAGCCAGAAAGAACAUCUACAGUUUCCCAAGAACCUAAAUGGAUGGAAAAAUCUACGGAUACAGAGGAGGACAACAUAACUGCACCACAGCUUAGCAACAAAACCACGCAGUUCCCGUCAGUUCAUGCUGAGCUGCUCUCAGAGCCUGAGGGCGCCCCUGAAGUAGCUCGUGCUCCUUCGAAACCGACCGCCCCUGAGAAUGCCACCCCGGCCUCACCGCCGUCGCCAGCAGCUGUCUCACCCGAGCUGGCCUAUGUCCCUGCAGACCCAGCUCAGUUUGCUGCUCAGAUGUUAGGUAAUGUUUCCUCGGUUCAUUCACAUCACUCUGAAAUUUUAAUGGUGGACGUGGCAACAAGUAUGCCCGUUUUUCCCGAGGAGAUGCUGAGCUCAGAGGCUGCUGAAGAUGAUGUGGUGGCCACUCCUGUGCAUUCUGGAGAGAUGGCAGCAGUGCAGGUUCUGAGCGAGACAUCUGUCCAUGUAGAUUUGGGUUCUAAACCUAAACACCAUAAGGCUGAACCACCAAUGGCUUCCUCAUUCCCCUUGCAGGAUGAACAAGAACCUCCUGCUCACAGUCAAGCUCCUCAGGUCCCUUUGCAGGCUGCUAUUGAGGUGCCAUCCACCACGCACAUAGCAUCUAUCUAUAAAGAUGAGCCUGUGAUCGAAGGAGUUACUAAUGUUGAGCAAAUACUGGAACAAACAGUUAUCCCCUUUUCUGAUCAUGUUGCUUGUCUUAAAGGAAAUGAGCAGUCACCACCCCUUAGUCCCAUACUUGUAGUAGGCAAGACAGCCUCACACGUGUCUGAAAAAUCUGUGGGUUCUGCAAACUUUGUGCAGUUGGAGAGUGCAAAAUAUGACUCCUCAGUACAUGUGGAGGCAGACGGCUCUGCCACAACAGUGAGCUCUGAAAUAUCUGUGCACCUUGAAGUGGACAUCUUUGCGCUGGCCCCUGGCAGUGCUGGGCAGGAGGACUCAUGGGAAAACCGUGCGUCCCAGGAGACGGAGGUCAAACCCGCGCUCUCAGGGGAAGCUGCACAAGUAGUGCGCUCAGGUGCGUCCGUAAGAUCAUCUAGUGGCCCCCAACCUCCUGUUCCAGGUCUUAAUGAACCAGAAAUCGAACCAGAAUGGGAAGUAGCACCUAAACAAGGUUUGACGGAGCCAGCAAUAGCAGCAAGCGAAGCAGGACAACCACCACCAUAUUCUAACAUGUGGACCCUUUAUUGUCUAACUGAUAUGAGUCAACAAAGUCGCCCAUCACCACCACCUGCACCUGGGUCUUUCCCCCAAGCAACCCUCUAUUUACCUAAUUCUAAGGAUCCACAGUUUCUGCAGCAUCCACCAAAAGUUACUUCUCCAACUUACGGGAUGAUGGACAGUAAGAAGACCAGUGCCCCGCCUUUUAUUUUAGUGGGCUCAAAUGUUCAGGAAGCACAGGAUUGGAAGCCUGUUCCUGGACACGCUGUUUCCCAGUCAGAUGCCUUGAAGAGAUACGCUGCAGUGCAAGUACCCAUUGCUGUUCCUGCAGAUCAGAAAUUCCAGAAACACACCCCCAAUCCCCAGAAUGCUAAUCCUCCUACAAGUGGACAAGAUGUCCCCAGACCACAAAGUCCAGUUUUUCUUUCUGUCGCUUUCCCGGUAGAAGAUGUAGCCAAAAAACGUUCAGGAUUUGGUGACAAAUGUCCUCCCUUUGGAAGUUACGGUAUUGCUGGAGAAAUAACUGUGACUACUGCCAAUGUUCGCAGAGCAGAAACUUGAAACUGGCAGGUGCCGAAGAUGACACUGUUUGAGCUGACCUUCAAGGUGGAGUCUGCCACCAAGCGUAAUAUAUCAAUAAACUUCAUGCAAGCACAAAACCUCCUCGCCUUGCUUAUUUUAUAAUUUAGGCAGUGUACAAACAUCUGAACACAACAGGUCCUAAAUAUUUUCAGACUUGUGAUAUGACACAAUAGCAUUUUCCAAUGCUCAUAUACAUUGUAAAAAAAAACUUUCCACUAUCAAGGUAUUCCACUUGAUAAUUCUGUAUUUGGCAUUCACACCAAGUGAAGACAGUGGUACCUUGCUCUAAUAAAUACUGUAUUUACCCAGAGAACAGUGAGUGCUAACUGCCUACUUAGCACGUGAGCCCGGGGGUGAGCUCUGGCCCUGGGGACGGUGGCAGCACAAGGACUUAACUUUCUUGUAAGGACACCUGACAAUUUGGCAUCCUAUUAAGUGCAGCAUUAGAAUAUUUCAAAGUUUAAAAGAGACCACACUGUUUUGAACAUUCUAAAGCCUUUAUUUAGCAUCAGGUAGAUUAUUUCAUUAUAACACUUGUUAACUUCACGACAGCCAUU